GUUUUUAUGAAACGAUUUCGUUGAUCGGUCAUAGGUGUUGCUAUGGUGAUUCUUGACUUGUUACCUGAAGUUGAUAGGAAGAGUCAGACAAGGUGGGUUACAUUACGGGCUACAGUUCGGUAAAGAGUUCAGAAUAUCUGUAUUUCGUUUGUUUUUUGCAAAAUAAGCGGAAAAUACGACAAUUAUGGCGACAGAACCGAAUUCUGAUGACCAAGUCGUAAUACUGAAAGAAUUCGAAAAACGAAUAGUAGAAGUAUUCGAAGUAUUUGAUUACACCGGAAAUAAAACUAUCGAUGUUCGAGAAAUCCCAACAGUGCUAUGCUCAUUGGGCUGUGUUCCUUCAAAAAAUGAAAUAAACGAGAUUAUUAAAAAUAUCCAAGAGCCCGAGUGUCACGGAAAUGUACACAUCUCCAAAUUUCUCCCUUUUGUUUCCAAUUUAAUUGUCAAUUAUAGAUUUCACCCUGCAUCUGCGGAAGAACUUCUGAAAGCAUUCCAAAUUCUAGAUAAAGACAGCACUGGGUAUUUAAACAAAGACUACUUGAGUGAAAUUAUGACCGAACGAGGCGAACAAUUCACUCAAGAGGAACUCAAAGAAAUGAUGUCGGUGGCAAUCAAUUCCUUAGAAGGUGGUAUUUUGUAUGAAAUGUACUUGAAUCAUAUUAUAGUUGACUAAAUAAUCGAGUUUCCACGCUGAAAUCCUGUAUCAGGAUGAAAUUUCAACACGAAGAAAAAAAUAAGGAAUUUCGCACUUACAAUAUGUUCCAAUCCUUCAUCAACAGAAUGAUCUCUAGAAUAAAUCAGACUUUUUUUCGCCAUUUGAACUGCAACUGGACUUUUUUUUGCAAUAUUUUCUGCUAAAUUCAGACUAUUUUCGAGUAAACUGUGAAAAUAACACAUUUAUAAAUAACUUACACAAAAUAUAACACUUGAUUUGAUCGCAGAA
Molecule: messenger RNA, 943 nt
Organism: Planococcus citri (citrus mealybug)
Lineage: Eukaryota; Metazoa; Arthropoda; Insecta; Hemiptera; Pseudococcidae
Product: dynein regulatory complex protein 8-like
Exons: 5
Coding region: 185-673 (162 amino acids)
Molecular function (GO): calcium ion binding
Source: RefSeq, a predicted model, not a curated record